AUGCAAUCAAUUCAAUUCAAUUCAGCUUGUACCAUCUCGGGGACUUACGGCUACGAACACAUCCUGACCUUGAACAACCUAGAAAAGGCCGGGCUUCUGAAACCCCAGCUGGGCAGUCGGAAUAACUACCCAACCAUCCGAAAAACGCUGCGUUUGUGGAUGGACGAUGUCAACGAACAGAACCCGAACGACAUCUCCUACGUCUACAGCGGGUAUGCGCCUCUGAGCGUUCGCCUGGCGCAGCUGCUGGCCCGCCCGGGUUGGCGAAGCAUUGAGGAAGUCUUGAAAAUACUUCCUGGUCCACAUUUUGAAGAGAGGCAGCAGCUGCCAACCGGACUCCAGAAAAAACGCCAGCACGGAGAAAACCGCAUCACUCUCGUCUUCUUUCUGGGAGGCGUCACCUAUGCUGAAAUUGCAGCGCUGCGCUUCCUCUCCCAGAUGGAGGAUGGCGGCACCGAGUACGUCAUCGCCACCACCAAGCUGAUCAACGGGACGAGCUGGAUUAAAUCUAUGAUGGAGAAGCUGGAGCCCCUGCCUUUCUAGGAGAAGCAGGGCUCAGGAACCGAGCAGGACUCGAACGAGGUGGGACUGCGGACUCGGGAGAGACGGAAGAGAGAAGGUGGAUCCUGGACUUGCAGAUUGAUAAGGAAGGGUUCACCGACAAAAGCGCGCCCGACUAAACCGCAGUGACAAAACCGCGAGUUCUAAAGCGCAGCAAUGAACGAGCGCUGAAGCGCGGCGACGACAGCGCGGCGACGGAAGCGCGCUGUAAACCUAACCUUAAACC
Thamnophis elegans (Western terrestrial garter snake) is the source of this 787-nucleotide messenger RNA. Its product is annotated as vacuolar protein sorting-associated protein 33A-like. Bases 1 to 543 code for a protein of 180 amino acids. Lineage: Eukaryota; Metazoa; Chordata; Lepidosauria; Squamata; Natricidae. Gene Ontology annotation, cellular component: CORVET complex; lysosome. The transcript has 4 exons. Gene Ontology annotation, biological process: intracellular protein transport; vesicle-mediated transport. The record is from RefSeq and is a predicted model, not a curated record.